GUUUGGAUCAUUGCAGAAAGAGCUGGGACGAGCUCUACAAGUUCAACACCCCGUUGUUGCUAAAAAGCAAAUACUUCUGUUAUUUUCAAAAACAUGGCAGAGAGUGACUGGGAUACAGUGACUGUUUUGAGGAAGAAAGGGUCAGCUGCGCAGUCAAAGUCUAAACAGGCUAUAAUUUCUGCUCAGAGGAAGGGUGAGGAUGUCGAAACAUCUAAGAAAUGGGCUGCUGGGCAGAAUAAACAGCAUUUAAUCACAAAGAACACUGCAAAGCUGGACAGAGAGACAGAGGAGCUCAGCCACCAGAGAGUGCCUCUUGAAGUGGGUAAGGUUAUUCAGCAGGGCCGGCAAAUUAAGGGCCUCACCCAGAAAGAUCUGGCCACUAAAAUCAACGAGAAACCACAAAUCAUAGCCGAGUAUGAAUGUGGGAAGGCUAUCCCCAAUAAUCAAGUCAUGGGGAAGAUUGAACGAGCCAUUGAUGUUCCAGAGUUGUUGCUGUGUUUGUUUCCUUAACUCUCUAUCACAACCUGCAGCGGAAUUGUGCUUCAGCAAUGGGCUUUCCUUUUCACAUGAAACUCCGGGAUUCCCUCAAUGUACAUGCGCAUAUACACAAACGUGAGGAACUGUCGAUAUUUUAAAGUGGUGUUUAUAAAUGGGUAUAGUUUAUAGUGUAUGUGCUUUUCCCACUGUACUCCCAGAAAUGUUAUUGACUUGUUGUUGGGCUACAUCCUAUAACGUUUGUUAUCUGAUCCACGCACAUGCACACUCUUCAAAAAUCAGUUAGAACGCCACUUAUGUGUUUACAUGGCCACAUAAGGAUCUUUCUCUAGGAGAAACCUUGGCGUGUUAAACCACUUUCUCUUAAUCCAUUAAACGGCAUAAGGAAAUCUGUGUUCUCGUUUACAUGAUGUUUCAGAAAGCUGCUUUCUGCAAAAACCCUGGAAUAACCUGCUUUCUUAAGCGCAUGUAAACGUAGUCAUGGUUACUUGAUCCUCCUCUGUCGUCUCCUAGUUGUGGACAAGUGUUCUAAUAUCAGGGAUGUUGUUAUGCCAAAUUUGGCAUUUUAUUUGAUUGUUUGUUUAAUCCAAGGUAAAAUACAGGCAGACUACUGAUGUCAUAUGGAAAGCAGCUCUCUGAUGUGCUGAAGGUCUUAUUGGUUUAUAGAGUUGACCAAACAGAUUGGAUUUACUGAUGGCUGAGUCAGGCUGUCGGACUAAAAAAAGUUUUGUUGAUCAGUUGAGAAAUUAUGAUAAUUUAGUUGCAGUCCUUUUUUAAAUAUGUAAUUUGAAUUAAUGCUAUUAAGGCUUCUGUAAUGUGUACUAGUUUAGUGAUCGAGGAAAUAAACAGUCAGAACAUGUCUAUUCUCAAUUGCCUACUCCUCAGACUCAAAGAAUCAGUUAUUUACAUUUUGGAAUCAACUUCGUGCCCUAGCAAGUGAAUCUGUGUUAUAAAGAUGCAUAAAACAUUUUUUUUUGGUUUCACUGAUAUGACGGUGAUCUUGGACUUUAUAGCAAUAUCACACAAGGAACAGUGCUUUACGUCCAGCUAUCAGCACAGCUGUGAUUCGGCCAUAGCAGCCGAGGGCUGAUUGAUGGACAAUACAGCAUGAUUGUGAGUGUGAGAAUAUUUUAUACAACUGUUCAACAAAAAAGUUAAUAAAAUAUAGCUGCAAACAGCGAUGACAGGCCCAAGCUUCAUGGGUUCAUUUCCACCCGGUGGCUCUUGGAAAAUAAUGCAAGGUGGACACAUGCAUUUGGCAUUAUUCUAAACAAGUUUGAAGCAAUUUGGGUAAACAUAAGAGGAAUAUUAAAGUCUGUUGUAAGAGCCAAACUUCCUGCUGCCAGGUGGUGGCGAUAUGACCGUGACCCAAAAUAAUCAUAUCCAUGUGAUUAGCCCCCCAAGACUAAACAGACAUCUCAAUUUUGAUCUAAAUCACACAAUGCACACAAAAGCUAUGUGACGCUUCUUGUUUCCCAUUUUUUCCCCUUAAAUUUAAUGGCUCGCCAUGGCAACACCGUUCGAUAUAUCAAAAAUCUGUUCACAAUUUAGCAUCUUCAAAGUCUUUGCAUAAUAUUUUCUAAAUGUGGUGGCAGUCACAUGAAUCCCCUAGAUAGAGUAUUCAAAAGUUCAGGUCCUGCAAUUUAAAAAAAGAAAAAAAAUGCUCAUUUCACUUCCUUUUGGGUGGUCAUUUUGAAAGAUGUCCAGCAGGAUGAGAACAAUAUAUGUAGCAAGUUUGGUGACCGUAGAGGAAACUGACCCCAACACUUUUGUCAAAAGGUGGCGCUACAGAGCUCCCCAGCCACACCCAUGUGUUCAGUUUUGCCCAGGCCUAAUGGCUGACAAUUCUGAUGUGUGGAAAAUAUCAUGAAAGUUCAAGCAUGCCGUGUACCUCAAAAACGUGAAUAUACAUAAAAAGGAAUAUGACAUUUCAUGUGUUGCCAUGGCAACACCGUUUAAGAUAUCAAGAAUCCCUUCAGAAUUUUAAGUCUGCACUGUCUUGACAUUAUUCUAAAAAGUUUGAAGCAAUUCAGGUAAACAUAAGAGGGAUAUUUCAAAGUCUGUGAAAAGUACCACACUUCUUUCCGCCAGUUGGGGACUGUGACCCACAAUAGCCACAUCAAUGUGAUCAGCCCGCAAGGUCAAACAUUUGGCUCAAUUUUGAUGCAAAUCACACGAUGCAUGAAGAUAUGAGAUGCUUCCUUUUCAAAAAAAAAUGUUUUACAUUAAUUUAUUACAUUGCCAUGGCAACACCGUUCAAUAUAUCAAAAACAUGUUCUCAAUUUAGCAUUGUCAAUGUCUCUGUAUGAUGUCACCCACAUUUGGUACCUGUAACAUGAAAUCCCUUUCAAGUUAUUUCAAGUUCCUGAGCAUGCAUUUUCAAAUAAUACAACUUCCUGUUGGGUGGAGCUUAUGACUGUCAGUGUGAAAGUUGUCCGGCUUGAUGAGAUCUAUGUGUACAAAGUUUGGUGACUCUAGCUCAAAAGGGAUGUGCUACAGAGCCCCCCCGAACAUGCCCUCCUCCUUAUUGUUGAAAGUUUACGUCUUCUCCCAACUUGGAAAUUUGUGUCAGGUAGGCGCCCCGAGCAUAUUUGAUUACUUUGUUGCUACAGCUGUGUCGGAAGUGAUGCUGAAGCUGUUAGUUUAACUAUUUUUCAGCUAUAGCCACCUGCUGGCUCAAAUCUUUAACACAGAGAGGAAUGGAAGUUCACACAUCUAGCUGCUCUUAAGCGUUUGGGAAGCCACAAACACGAGGAGUUAUACAAGCAGUAAAGUGUCCCAGUGCUAAAAGUCUGAGCUGUCAGCACUCUUGGAAUGACUCUCGUCUAAUCAAAUUUGAGAACCGGAAGUAUCUGUUGUAUAAUAAUUGUAUAAUAAUCAUUGAAUGCUGCAUCAUUCAAAAGUUAUCAAUGCUAUUGAAGAAAUACCAUAU
This is a messenger RNA of Xyrauchen texanus (razorback sucker), 3427 nucleotides long. RefSeq names its product endothelial differentiation-related factor 1 homolog. Lineage: Eukaryota; Metazoa; Chordata; Actinopteri; Cypriniformes; Catostomidae. Gene Ontology annotation, cellular component: nucleus. The transcript is spliced from 5 exons. The record is from RefSeq and is a predicted model, not a curated record. Gene Ontology annotation, molecular function: DNA binding. The coding region runs from base 94 to 510 and encodes 138 amino acids.